AUGAAGCCGCUCCUCAGUCAACUUAAGCAGAAGCAAGAGGCCCGCCGACAACAAGAGGCAGCGCAACGGCUACUGCACCUAAAACAGAAGCAACUAAAACAACAGCAACAACAACCACAUCAGCAACAUCCACAAAGCAAGCCUGCUUCUAAAAUCUCAAUAGCGGAGCAUUUUAAAAAGGCACCGCUAACAACAGCAGGCCCAAUUGUUGAGGGUCCAACAACCUCAACAAAAGUCAAACAAAUGCUACAAGAACAGCCAAAACAGCCGCAGCAACAAGCAAUCCUACAGCAACAACAGCAGCAGAAACAGCAGAAGCAGAAACAGCAGAAGCAGAAACUGCAGAAACAGCAGCAGCAAAAUAGACGUUUUAUUGUAACAUCAAGAAAUGUGGACUUCAAUCCUAGUGAGGUUCUAACAGAAGAGUCACUAUUUAACAGUUUAGUACCCAUUGCAAAUAGUGAUAAUUGUAAUCGUUCAUUUGAUAAUGAUGUAUCGAAUAAUGAUAAUAUUGUUCUUGAUGAUUCUAAUGUAAACAGUUCAAUAGAAGAUAGAUCCAAGUAUCCAGAGAUCCGAACUAAAGAUCCCAGUAUCCAGAGAUCCGAACCAGAGAUCCAAGCAUCCAGAGUUCCAGGUAUCCAGUGUUCCGGUGUUCCAGAGUACAAAUCUUCAUAA
This is a messenger RNA of Eupeodes corollae, 675 nucleotides long. Its product is annotated as probable serine/threonine-protein kinase DDB_G0267686. The record is from RefSeq and is a predicted model, not a curated record. The coding region runs from base 1 to 675 and encodes 224 amino acids. The transcript has 3 exons. Lineage: Eukaryota; Metazoa; Arthropoda; Insecta; Diptera; Syrphidae.